Molecule: messenger RNA, 336 nt
Organism: Fulvia fulva
Lineage: Eukaryota; Fungi; Ascomycota; Dothideomycetes; Mycosphaerellales; Mycosphaerellaceae
Exons: 3
Coding region: 1-336 (111 amino acids)
Source: RefSeq, a predicted model, not a curated record
AUGCAAUUCUCCCUAAUCACACUAGCCGCCCUUGCCGCAAGCACAGCGCAAGCAGCCCAUAGCAUCACACUCUACGAGCAGAAGAGUUACGGCGGCAAGAGCUUCCCCUUCAGCACCAACGGGGUCCAUUCCCUAGGUGGUCGCUAUCUCGGCUCAGCCUUCACGCCAUACACCGCUCAGUCCUACAAGUUCAGCUCCAACGAUGGAUGCUGCGUCCACUUCUGCUACAAAGGCGUUGACAAGGGAUAUCGCUGCAGCAGCAGCAACCAGCCGACUUCAAGCUCUUUGAUUGACAAGGUGGUGAUUGGAUGUACUCUGUCUGGCUUGAAGUGCUGA